GCUUGUCCUGCUCCUGCCGUAGCAGGGCAACAUUUUGUGAAAUUACCAUUUUCGACGCCCAUUCCCGAGCUCUCUCCUUUUCUCACCCCAAACCUGCAACAGGUGCAGUCGCUCGAAUUCGACGGCCGCAAACCGCAACCACUCCGUUACACCACCAUACUCUUUGCUGACUGGAUCGGAGCCGCUCGUUCAUUUAGCUCAUUCUUCCCUUGCCGAGCGGGCUGUCCUGGGUGAAGCCGGCCGGCGCUAGUCUUACCCUGUAACGCGCCUCGACUCGACUCGUUUCUUCGUCUCCACGACUCCACCCCAAUAUCAUGUCUUCUCCAGCCAUGAUCCGCCGAAAGAAGAAUGUGAAGAAGGGCAUCCAGUUCUGCCUGAUGGUGUGCGGCGCCUCGGGCACUGGCCGGACCACCUUUGUCAACACGCUUUGCGGAAAGACCGUGCUUGCGCACAAGGAUUGUGAUGACGCCACGACCGCCCACGUUGAGGAAGGUGUCAAGAUCAAGCCCGUCACCGUCGAGCUCGAAUUGGACGAGGAGGGCACCCGCAUCUCCCUGACCAUUGUCGACACUCCUGGCUUUGGAGACCAGAUUGACAAUGAGGCCAGCUUCUCAGAGAUCGUCGGCUACCUGGAGCGGCAAUACGAUGACAUCCUUGCCGAGGAAUCGCGUAUCAAGCGCAACCCUCGCUUCAGAGACAAUCGUGUUCAUGCCUUGCUCUACUUCAUCGCUCCGACCGGUCAUGGUCUCCGCGAGCUCGACAUUGAGCUGAUGAAGCGCCUUGCGCCCCGCGUCAAUGUCAUCCCUGUGAUUGGCCGCGCCGACUCGCUGACUCCCUCGGAGCUCGCCGAGUCCAAGAAGCUGGUCAUGGAGGACAUUGAGCACUACCGCAUUCCCGUCUACAACUUCCCCUACGACAUUGAGGAGGACGACGAGGACACGGUCGAGGAGAAUGCCGAGCUCAGGGGGCUGAUGCCAUUUGCGAUUGUUGGAUCCGAGGAUGUGGUCGAGAUCGGCGGCCGCAAGGUCCGCGCCCGCCAGUAUCCCUGGGGCGUCGUCGAGGUCGACAACCCGCGCCACUCGGACUUCCUGGCCAUCCGCUCCGCGCUGCUGCACAGCCAUCUUGCCGACCUGAAGGAGAUCACCCAUGACUUCCUCUACGAGAACUACCGUACCGAGAAGCUUAGCAAGAGCGUCGAGGGCGGUGCUGGCGUUGAUUCCUCGAUGAACCCCGAGGACCUGGCGUCGCAGUCCGUGCGGCUCAAGGAGGAGCAGCUGCGGCGGGAAGAGGAGAAGCUCCGUGAGAUUGAGGUCAAGGUCCAGCGUGAGAUUAACGAGAAGCGCCAGGAGCUUCUGGCGCGCGAGUCUCAGCUGCGCGAGAUCGAGGCACGGAUGCAGCGCGAGGCCGCCGCCGCCGCCGCCGCUGCUGCCCAGCAAGCUGCUGCUGCCAACCAUGGCGAGCCCAACGGUGCCGAGUAGAACAAAGGUGCCGUUAUGCUCGACUCUUCGCCGGCAGCCUGAUGUCCCGCCGUUGCUGCACCGAUGUGGCCAAAGCUCGACCUUCUCCAAGCGACCCCCGUUAUGCGACCCGACCUUUCGUGCAGGCGUUGGUUCUCCUGUUGUGUUUAGAGACAAACUAUUCCCCCGAUGUUUUGCGA
Thermothielavioides terrestris NRRL 8126 is the source of this 1657-nucleotide messenger RNA. RefSeq lists its product as uncharacterized. Gene Ontology annotation, molecular function: GTPase activity; molecular adaptor activity; GTP binding. Lineage: Eukaryota; Fungi; Ascomycota; Sordariomycetes; Sordariales; Chaetomiaceae. Gene Ontology annotation, cellular component: cytosol; septin complex; microtubule cytoskeleton. The record is from RefSeq and is a predicted model, not a curated record. The coding region runs from base 330 to 1478 and encodes 382 amino acids. Gene Ontology annotation, biological process: cytoskeleton-dependent cytokinesis. The transcript has 7 exons.